This is a messenger RNA of Trematomus bernacchii (emerald rockcod), 1987 nucleotides long. Its product is annotated as troponin I, fast skeletal muscle-like. The transcript has 7 exons. The record is from RefSeq and is a predicted model, not a curated record. The coding region runs from base 93 to 617 and encodes 174 amino acids. Gene Ontology annotation, cellular component: troponin complex. Gene Ontology annotation, biological process: muscle contraction. NCBI's taxonomy places the organism in Eukaryota, Metazoa, Chordata, Actinopteri, Perciformes, Nototheniidae.
CCUUGCUAACACUGGCUGUGUCUGUAGUCGCUGAGCACUCUGCCUCCGAGACACCAAGACCAUUCCUAUAAAGCCAGGAUUCUGCUGCUACGAUGGCAGAUGAGAAGAGACUGUCUGCGAGGCGUAAGCAUACUCUGAAAGGAUCCAUGCUGCUCGUUGCCACAAAUCUGUUGGACGCUGAAUCGAAUGUGAAGGUGUCGGAGAGAGAGAAGUUCCUGGAGGAGAAGGUUCCUCCUCUGGAGCUGCCGUACUCCAAGGACGAGCUGCUGGGGCUUGUUAAGACACUCCAUGAUCAGAUCGACAUCGGCGAGGAGGAGAGAUACAGCAUCGAGUUCAAACUGAACAUGGUGCUCAACGAGGUCCGAGACCUCAACAUAAAGAUUGUGGAUCUGAGAGGAAAGUUCAAGAGACCCCGUCUGAAGAAAGUCCGUAUGUCUGCAGACGCCAUGUUGAAAGCUCUUCUGGGCUCAAAACACACCGUGAACAUGGACCUGAGAGCAGGUCUGAAGCAGGUCAAGAAGGAGGUCAAAGAGGAGGACAAGCAGCUGCGCGAUGCCGGAGAUUGGCGUAAGAACAUUGAAGACAAGUCUGAUAGGAAGAAGAUGUUCGAUAGUUAAAUGUGAUUGUUGCAGGUCUGAUGUCUUUGUAACUGAAGAGUUUUAUUCCAAAAUGCUUCAUAUCCACAUUAAAAAACUACAUUAUACUUGUAUUGACUGCCGUGGAAGGAAAUGUGUUAACAAAUGUGAAUACUUUGGAUAAUUUUUUAAAGUAAAAUGACUCAAGCUAAGAAAGAUGAUAGUGUUUAUGGUACAGUAAGUGAUGAAUGAAAGUCAAAUUAAUUCUAAUUAAUAAUUAAUUAUCUAAUGCAUGAGUUCAGUUUCACAGUUUUUACUUACUUUUUACUAAAAUCUUUAAUAAAUGUCGGGUAGAUGAGACUGGUUUCAGGUAGUUUCUGGAUAUUUUGCGUUGGAACAAAACUCUUCAGUUGAAUCCAAGCUGCCUUCUGCUUUUGUCUGUAUUGACACUGUAGUGUGACGAAUUUGUACUGUAUGUACUGAUGUAAGUAUUAGUACACGAAUGGUAAAUCCAUCCUGCUGUUGUUCUCUGAUGGCUGACUUAUGCUUCUGCAGCAAAACAUUGCUAAACCUGCUAGAAACAUACCUUCCUCUACACAAAAAUUAACUAAACUCCAGUAAUCAAAUGACCUAAUUCAGUGUGUAAUUGAAUGUGUGACCGGUACGUUAAAAAAGUAUUCGAUUUCUUACUUAAUUUUCUGAGCCCAUUCUUGCCAAUUCCUAGUGAAAGAGGAAAAUAGUUUAACGUUAGCCAAUAAGUUGCUUUAGCAUGGCAAGCUAACAGUCAACGAUGUAUGAAAAAAACCACAAGCUGCGUUAGCCUGGCAAGCUAACUGUCAGUAAUGGAUGAAACAACCACAAGUUGUGUUAUCUUUUCAAGCUAACGGUCAGUAAUGGAUGAAACAACCACAAGUUGUGUUAUCUUUUCAAGCUAACGGUCAGUAAUGGAUGAAACAACCACAAGUUGUGUUAGCAUGGCAAGCUAACGGUCACCAAUGGAUGAAACAACCACAAGUUGUGUUAUCUUUUCAAGCUAACGGUCAGUAAUGGAUGAAACAACCACAAGUUGUGUUAUCUUUUCAAGCUAACGGUCAGUAAUGGAUGAAACAACCACAAGUUGUGUUAGCCUGGCAAGCUAACGGUCACCAAUGGAUGAAACAACCACAAGUUGUGUUAUCUUUUCAAGCUAACGGUCAGUAAUGGAUGAAACAACCACAAGUUGUGUUAGCAUGGCAAGCUAACGGGCAGUAAAAGUUAUUUAAAAAACCCAGAACUUAGAUUGCAGAAGUAUAACUCAGCCCUCGUCUGUACUAAACAACAUCAUGCUAUCUUUUCUAAGCUGUUCAAACAGAAGUGUGAUGUACUUUAAUCGUCUUGUUGCUGUCACAUUAAAUACAGAAGCUUCAUGUUCA